AUGCCUUUGUCGUUGAAACAGCAACAACACCAGCAGCAACAGCUUAAUGCCGAUCUGCCUGUUAUCCACAACUUGCCCGUGCACGACGUCAUUCAACAGAAGGUUGAUUCGAUUUCUGCUUUGAAAUGGGAAUCGGAUCAAGAAGACGCGUUUUUUGUCGCCGAUAUUGGUGAAGUCUACAGACAACACCUGCGUUGGAAGUCCCAGUUGCCGCGCAUCGAACCCUUUUUUGCCAUCAAGUCCAAUCCAGACCCAAUGGUGGUAAAGCUGCUGGCAGCUAUUGGUCUGGGUUUUGACUGUGCAUCCAAGUCUGAAAUCCAACAAGUUCUCGCUGAAGGUGUCGAACCUGAACGCAUCAUCUACGCCAACCCAUGCAAACAAGCAUCAUUCAUCCGCUAUGCCGCUCAACAGAAUGUUGCCAAGAUGACCUUUGACAAUGCCGAAGAACUCCACAAGAUCAAGCUGCUCUACCCCAAUGCCGAGGUCGUCUUGCGUAUCUUGACGGAUGAUUCUGCGUCUUUGUGCCAACUUGGUUUAAAGUUCGGUGCACCCAUGGAAAGCGUCCCCUCGUUGUUGCAGACCGCCAAGGAUCUCGACCUGAACGUUGUCGGUGUCAGCUUCCAUGUGGGCUCGGGAUGCCAAGAUGAAUAUGCAUUUGAAGAUGCCGUAUUGCGUGCUCGCAAGGCAUUCGACAUUGCCGAAUCAAUGGGGUUUUCCCUGAGCCUUUUGGACGUUGGAGGUGGUUUCCCUGGUGCCGAUGUCAAGGACGGUAUCACUUUUGAAAAGGUGGCAGCUAUCUUGGGUCCUACUGUGGAUGCUCAUUUCCCACCUCAUGUGCGCGUGAUCGCAGAGCCUGGUCGCUACUUUGUAGCUUCGGCAUUCACGAUCUGCACUCAUGUGAUUGGCCGUCGUACUGUCAAGGCUGAAAACGAAACCCAAUACAUGUACUAUGUCAAUGACGGCAUGUACGGUUCAUUUAAUUGUAUCCUGUUCGACCAUCAAGAGGUUUAUCCUCGUGUCUGGUCUCGUGGCGGCAAGAAAUAUGCUGCUACACUCAAGGCAACAGAAGAAGAGGAAGAAACAUUCACCAGCAGCAUCUGGGGUCCUACAUGCGAUUCGAUUGAUUGCCUUGCCACGGAAGCCAAAUUACCCGUUCUGGAGGAUGGCGACUGGAUCUACUGGGAGAACAUGGGCGCCUACACCAAUUGUGCAGCCUCCAAGUUCAAUGGCUUCAAGCGAUCCGAUAUCACUUAUACUAAUACUUUUGAAUAA
Molecule: messenger RNA, 1272 nt
Organism: Zychaea mexicana
Lineage: Eukaryota; Fungi; Mucoromycota; Mucoromycetes; Mucorales; Lichtheimiaceae
Product: ornithine decarboxylase
Exons: 4
Coding region: 1-1272 (423 amino acids)
Cellular component (GO): cytoplasm
Molecular function (GO): ornithine decarboxylase activity
Source: RefSeq, a predicted model, not a curated record